Messenger RNA from Artibeus jamaicensis (Jamaican fruit-eating bat), 3228 nucleotides. It is a transcript of the gene RAF1, whose product is annotated as Raf-1 proto-oncogene, serine/threonine kinase. Gene Ontology annotation, molecular function: ATP binding; protein kinase activity. The record is from RefSeq and is a predicted model, not a curated record. Gene Ontology annotation, biological process: protein phosphorylation; signal transduction. NCBI's taxonomy places the organism in Eukaryota, Metazoa, Chordata, Mammalia, Chiroptera, Phyllostomidae. The coding region runs from base 410 to 2356 and encodes 648 amino acids. The transcript is spliced from 17 exons. Gene Ontology annotation, cellular component: cytosol; plasma membrane; mitochondrion.
GGCGCCACAGGUCGGGAGGAGGAGCACCGAGCCAAAAGCUCGCUAGCCGGGGCCGCCCGAGAAUUUCUUCACCGCCGGCGCUGAGGUCGCCAUUUUAGAUGGCGGGAGUAAGAGGAGGACGAGCACCGUGAGACGGAAAGGGUUCCCUGCCGCUCUCCUUGGGCCUCUCUCCAGAGAGGGCCAGCUGGCCGGGCUUUGGGGCGUGUGCCCUGAAGCGCGGAGCGUGAGUGCGACAAUGCCGGGGCUGCCCGGGGCCCCGUCCCCUGGGCUGGGGACUCGCCGAAUGUGACCGCCUCCCGCUCCCUCACCCGCCGCGGGGAGGAGGAGCGGCCCAGAAGCUGCUGCCUGACGACGGGGAAACGGAGGCGGCCAGGCUCCUUCAGGUUUAAGUACUGUGUAAACUGCAUCAAUGGAGCACAUACAGGGGGCCUGGAAGACGAUCAGCAAUGGUUUUGGAUUCAAAGACGCAGUGUUUGAUGGCCCCAGCUGCAUUUCCCCCACAAUAGUUCAGCAGUUUGGCUAUCAGCGUCGAGCAUCAGAUGAUGGCAAACUUACAGACUCAUCUAAGACAAGCAAUACUAUUCGUGUUUUCUUGCCAAACAAGCAAAGAACGGUGGUCAACGUACGAAAUGGAAUGAGCUUGCAUGACUGCCUUAUGAAAGCACUCAAGGUGAGGGGCCUGCAACCGGAGUGCUGUGCAGUGUUCAGACUUCUCCACGAACACAAAGGUAAAAAAGCACGUUUAGAUUGGAACACUGAUGCUGCCUCAUUGAUUGGAGAAGAACUUCAAGUAGAUUUCCUGGAUCACGUUCCCCUCACAACACACAACUUUGCUCGGAAGACCUUCCUGAAGCUUGCCUUCUGUGACAUGUGUCAGAAGUUCCUGCUAAAUGGAUUUCGAUGUCAGACUUGUGGCUACAAAUUUCAUGAGCACUGUAGCACUAAAGUACCUACUAUGUGUGUGGACUGGAGUAAUGUCAGACAACUCUUAUUGUUUCCAAAUUCCACUCUUGGCGAUAGUGGCGUCCCAGCGCUGCCUUCUUUGACAAUGCGUCGAAUGCGAGAGUCUGUUUCCCGGAUGCCUGUUAGUUCCCAGCACAGAUACUCCACACCCCACGCCUUCACGUUCAACACCUCCAGCCCCUCCUCUGAAGGUUCCCUCUCCCAGAGGCAGAGGUCGACGUCCACACCUAAUGUCCACAUGGUCAGCACCACCCUCCCUGUGGACAGCAGAAUGAUUGAGGAUGCAAUUCGAAGUCACAGUGAAUCAGCCUCACCUUCAGCCUUGUCCAGCAGCCCCAACAAUCUGAGCCCAACAGGCUGGUCACAGCCCAAAACCCCUGUGCCAGCACAGAGAGAGCGGGCACCAGGAUCUGGGACCCAGGAGAAAAACAAAAUUAGGCCUCGUGGACAGAGAGAUUCAAGUUAUUACUGGGAAAUAGAAGCCAGUGAAGUGAUGCUCUCCACUCGGAUUGGGUCAGGCUCCUUUGGAACUGUUUAUAAGGGCAAGUGGCAUGGAGACGUUGCAGUAAAGAUCCUAAAGGUUGUCGACCCCACACCUGAGCAGUUCCAGGCCUUCAGGAAUGAGGUGGCUGUGCUGCGUAAAACACGGCACGUGAACAUCUUGCUUUUCAUGGGGUACAUGACGAAGGACAAUCUGGCGAUAGUGACCCAGUGGUGUGAAGGCAGCAGCCUCUACAAACACCUGCAUGUCCAAGAGACCAAGUUCCAAAUGUUCCAGUUGAUUGACAUUGCCCGGCAGACGGCUCAGGGAAUGGACUAUUUGCAUGCAAAGAACAUCAUCCACAGAGACAUGAAAUCCAACAACAUAUUUCUCCAUGAAGGCCUGACCGUGAAAAUUGGAGAUUUUGGUUUGGCAACAGUAAAGUCACGCUGGAGUGGUUCACAGCAGGUUGAACAACCCACUGGCUCUAUCCUGUGGAUGGCCCCAGAGGUGAUCCGAAUGCAGGAUAAUAACCCUUUCAGCUUCCAGUCUGACGUCUACUCCUAUGGCAUUGUGCUGUAUGAGCUUAUGACAGGGGAGCUACCUUACUCCCACAUCAACAACCGAGAUCAGAUCAUCUUCAUGGUGGGCCGCGGGUAUGCCUCCCCAGACCUUAGUAAGCUAUACAAGAACUGCCCCAAAGCAAUGAAGCGGCUUGUUGCAGACUGCGUGAAGAAAGUUAAGGAAGAGAGGCCUCUUUUUCCCCAGAUCCUGUCUUCCAUUGAGCUGCUCCAACACUCUCUACCGAAAAUCAACCGGAGCGCUUCUGAGCCAUCCCUGCAUCGGGCGGCCCACACCGAGGACAUCAAUGCCUGCACACUGACCACGUCCCCUAGACUGCCUGUUUUCUAGCUGACUUUGCACCUGCACUCAGGCCACCAGGGGAAGAAGGGAAGUCAGCAGGCACCACCUUUCUGCUCCCUUUCUGUGGAAGCAGAGAGCUCGUUUUCAGAGAAGCUGCUGCUGCUAAGGACCUUCUAGACUAUUCACAGGGCCUUACUUCAUGUUGCCUUCUUUUCUACCCUUUCUGGCCAUGGGAGAGGGAGGCCAUUCACAACGUUGGUUUGUCCUGCUCCCCACCUGCAUCCCCCAUGCUCAUGAGCUGAGCCUCUUCCAAGCUGCACCAGUGGCUGCUGAUGGCGAUACAUGAUCUGGGACCCUGGCUAUUGGCUAAGAGUAUUUUUAGGAUAAGAAAAAGUCGUCAGAGGGAAAAUGAAGGUAGGCAAACCAGCCCUGAAGGGGAAACGUGGAUAAAUUUUGAGUAUCAGGUCCUAUGAGGAAUGCUUAUAUCACAGGAAGUACUUUUCUUCAGUUAGUGGUGUGGCAUCAAACAGGUAGUUUUGCACAUAAUGCACCAAACAGCCCAGGACUGUCAUCUCAGCGCCUAAAGGAGUCUGCUUUGGUACUGUGGGACACUUCCAUUUCUUGGGGGUCUCUGAUGAUGCAUUGGGAUGAUUUUUCAGAAGAGGACCUGGCCUGUCCCUCCUAGUCUCUGCCCUCUCAGGGAGCAGUCUUCCAUCACGCUGAAUUUUGUCUUCCAGGAGCUGCCCCUAUGGGGUGGGGCCACUGGCCAGCUUUGUCUCUCAACAAUCACAGCAUAUGUAUGCAAGGAAGCCAGGAAUACAGGUUUUCUUGAUUGGAUUUUAAUUUUGUUUUUAUUGCGCCUGAUGAAAUAGUUAUUCAAUGGCUCAAUUAUGUUAUUUUAAUAAAAUAAAUUAAAUGUA